Messenger RNA from Suillus fuscotomentosus, 363 nucleotides. RefSeq lists its product as uncharacterized. Lineage: Eukaryota; Fungi; Basidiomycota; Agaricomycetes; Boletales; Suillaceae. The transcript has a single exon. The record is from RefSeq and is a predicted model, not a curated record. Bases 1 to 363 code for a protein of 120 amino acids.
AUGGGAAAAGCAAUCAGUGAUGAGAUGCAGGCAUUCCUCGUGUUAACGUUGCUACCAUCCACUACCAUAUGGGACACAUUCACAACCUCGUUGCUCCAAGCACUCCCUGCUGCCUCAACACUUACCUUCGAAGCCAUCUCCACACGACUGCUCUCACAAUCCUUGCUUAUCAAAGGGAGCUCAGCACCUUCAGAAUCUUCAUCUGCACUCACUGCUGAUGUGCGCACCAGUGCGAACACAAAUCGUGACCAAGGCAAAUACUGCGACUACCAUGAGUCGCAUGGUCAUGCUACGAAAUACUGCCGAGACUUGAAGGACUUGAGGAAGGAGCGAAAGAAGAGGAAGCAGAAACCGUGGGAAUGA